UGUUGUCUGAUGUCCCGAUGACGAUCUAUAUCUCUACAAUGAUCUACUAUCACCCAGACAAAGCAGACUAAAUUAUGGAUUUAUUCUGUUGUUAAUUACUGCCUAUAGCCUAUGCUUGGAAUUAGAUUGCCCAACAUUGUACACAUGACUCGGACGACAGUGAGGAACUCGAGGACAGCUACCAACUGGCUGUGCGUGAUCCACGAGGGAGAAUGGAAGCGGACGAAAACCGUCGGUUACUCAAGGAUGUCUCGGAUGCAGAAGGCAGGGAACACUUGAUUGAAACAGAUCCAGCCAAACUCGGCAACUUUGAUGAAGCCUUGGAGAAAGCAGGUUUUGGAAAGUUUCACGUCUUACUAGUGAUUCUGUGCGGCUGGGCCAACGCCAGCGAUGCUGUGGAGAUCCUGAGUGUAUCCUUCCUGCUACCGGCGGCAGAGAAAGACUUGGACCUGGACAGCUACAAGAAAGGGGUGCUCAGCGCUAUCAUCUUUGUGGGCAUGCUAGUAGGUGGCUACAUAUGGGGAGCGCUGGCUGACAUCAACGGCCGUCGCCGGACGCUGCUGUUGUCCUUGACAACCAACGCCUUCUUUGGCCUCAUGUCCAGUCUCUCCCAGGUCUACUGGCUCUUUCUGCUCAUGCGCUUCUUCAGCGGAGUCGGGGUUGGGGGCUCCAUACCGGUCAUUUUCUCCUACUGUGGGGAGUUUCAACCCAAGGAGAAACGUGGUAUGAUGAUCUCUGUCGUCGCCACGUUCUGGAUGGCCGGUAACAUAGUCGCAGCCGGCUUAGCUCUUCUGGUUAUUCCCUCAGGUGUUGGUUAUGUCAAUCCCGGUGGGUUUAGCUACGACAGCUGGCGUGUCUUUGUCGCUCUCUGCACACUGCCAGCACUCACCUCCGUUGUCACGUUCUUCCUGAUGCCAGAAAGCCCCAAGUUUUUACUAGAGAAUGGUCAGGGUCAGAAAGCACUGGAAGUUUUGAAGACCAUCUAUUCCUGGAAUAAGUGGGACGACAGAGCCAACUACCCACUGAAGACCCUGAUCCCCUCCGAGCGGGCCAGGGUCCUCUCCACCGAUCAUGGGGGCCGGCGGACCUGUAGCGACAGGCUCAACGAGGCUGGCAAAAAUAUCCGGAUAUCCCUCCAGAUGACCGUCCAGCUCUUCAAGAAACCACUGACCUGGGCAACGGUGCCGCUGCUCUUGAUCAUCUGGACCAUCUCAUUCGGGUAUUACGGUAUUUGGAUGUGGAUGCCUCAAUUGUUCCUCCAGUCUGAGAACGGCAAUGGAUCUGUGUGUAGUGUGGAUCCCAACGACGUCAAUUCAACGUCUGCAGCGCCCAAACCUGGCGAUAACACUAUCUACUUGGACUCCUUCUACACGAGCUUGUCCAAUCUUCCUGGCAACUUGGUCGCCAUUUUCCUGAUUGACAUCGUGGGACGAAAGAUUCUGAUGUCUACAAGUUUACUUAUGUCUGGCGUGAUCGUCUUCUUCAUUUGGUUUGUCAAGACACGCCUUGAAGUCCUUAUUGUGUUCUGCUGCUUUGGUGCUGUGUCGGUCGUCACCUGGAAUGUUCUGAACGUACUAGCUGUUGAAAUCUACCCUACUCACAUGAGAUCCACGUCUCUCGGAGUCCAAGGCAUAGUCAAUCGGCUAGCGUCUAUUGUAGGUAAUCUCAUCUUUGGAAUUCUCAUCAAGACUCACUGUACCGUCAACAUUCUGCUCGUAGCGGCUCUACUCGUGUUUGGUGGACUGAUGACUUGUACCCUACCAAGAACAAAGAAGAUGUCCUUACAGUAACCAGGGAAUGGGGUGGGGGGGGGGGGAGUGUUGCGAUGGAUCAAUUCAAUUCACAAUUCCAGUCGUAAGUAUAUCACAAUUCAUGUCACAGGUAACAGUGGAUGAACAAUAACAAGGGAAACCUAUGGUUACUGUUCAUUUGAAUACCCUGUGAGUUGAGUAAUGGGCUUGUGAUGGGCUUAUGAUGGGCUUGUGAUGGGCUUAUGAUGGGCUUGUGAUGGGCUUAUGAUGGGCUUAUGAUGACUUGCGAUCCGUCACAAGGACCUCGACUACAUCAUAGCCGGGAGGCCAAUUCCAAAGGGCUGUGUAGCACAAGUUUGCCUUGCAUGAAUAUAAUUGUGUUUAGCAAGAACAGACUUGUAAUCAAAAAGUAGUACUUGCGAAUUUUUCGGUUGAGUUUUUUUUAGAUUUUUAGGAGCUUGACAAAACAACUCUCAACUGUUUUGUUCUAAUUGAGAAGUUCUUAUUGCUGAAAAGUCUUCCAUUUUACUAAAAUUGGAUUAGAAUUUAGUAUUUGUUAACAUCUCAUCAGUAUUUUUACAAUAUUAUAUAGAUAUUUUAUAUCUACUUGCCUGUAUAUAGCACAUAUCAAUUGUACAGGGGUCAUUCUAUUAUUUGGGGCUACUUGUUUUACUGUCAAUGUUGCAUCUGAUACGACAUUGACAGUAGCCCCAAUACCAUCACGAUUGGCCGUUUAAAGUAGC
Messenger RNA from Patiria miniata (bat star), 2494 nucleotides. RefSeq names its product synaptic vesicle glycoprotein 2C-like. Gene Ontology annotation, cellular component: membrane. The coding region runs from base 213 to 1790 and encodes 525 amino acids. NCBI's taxonomy places the organism in Eukaryota, Metazoa, Echinodermata, Asteroidea, Valvatida, Asterinidae. The transcript has 13 exons. Gene Ontology annotation, biological process: transmembrane transport. Gene Ontology annotation, molecular function: transmembrane transporter activity. The record is from RefSeq and is a predicted model, not a curated record.